CGAUGGUGUACUCUCUUUGGCGUGCGAUCGACAGUUCUCUCAUUUACUGUUAAUGUUGUUGUACGUACACAUGUUUGCGGACGGCGAAAGAAAUUCAAAAUUUACGAGUUUUAACUUUUAGACUUAGUUUGUGCGGAAGCAGUGUGCAUUAGCGCAAUAAAUGCCAUUUAAAUUCGUUUUUUAAAAGAAAAUUACCAGCAGCGUGCAAAAUCAAAAAGAAAUAUUUUUAUUGUGGCGACAAAACGAUCGCAAAAGAAGACGCGCAAGCAAAUAAACAAAUUUGCGGCCGUCAUCUCGUCGCGUGUGUAAGUGUAUGUAUGUAUGAUUGUAUUCGUUGCGUGUGAUUCAAUUGUUUAAGCAAACAGCAACAGUCGCUGGGCAAUUUUUUAAAACCAUUUAAUUGCAUUAACAACAACAGUAACCAGCCAACAUCGAAGUGAGCAGCGGCCCAAAAAAAAUUAAAGAAAGGAAAAAAUGCCGCCAAAUGACGCGACGUUAUAAAAUAGCCAUUCAACAUGAUCCAUUGUAAAAUUUUCUACGUUUCGUUAUAUUGGACGUGCUAAAAAGUUAAUGUGAUAAAGACAAAAAUCUAAAAAGAAUUACAAAAUAUCUGGCCUCUAAUUUAAAGGCAUCGAAAUAGACAACGAGAACAUCAACAUUUGAACCGCCGUUUUGUAAGUUUGCAGUACGACGAGAAGGAAAACUCGUAGAAAGAGAAGCAACUAAUUGGGAAUAAGAGCGAAAAGGCAGCUAAUUUAUUUUCCCAGUUGCGCAUUUUUAUAGUGCAAUUAUCACGCCCGUUGAGUGGGUCACUGGCAAGGUCCGCCAAGCUCUCUAACCAGGGUGUACCCGGGUAGCGACCAUGAUGUCCUGCCCCUUACCUAUGCCAUUACCGAUACCAAUACCUUCAAUACAUAAAACUGAAUUCACACCGGUUCACAUUGGAGUCAAGCGCGGAAGCGACGAACUUUUGAGUCAAGCUGCAGUCAUGGCGCCCGCUUCCGACAAUAAUAAUCAGGAUCUGGCCACAAAGAAGGCCAAACUGGAUUCGAGCACCGUGCUGGCUGGCGGAAUUGCCAAAGCCUCGAAAGUCAUUCAUUUGCGCAACAUUCCAAACGAAUCUGGUGAAUCGGACGUAGUUGCACUGGGCAUACCAUUCGGACGCGUGACAAAUGUCCUGGUGCUGAAGGGCAAGAAUCAAGCAUUUAUUGAAAUGGCCGACGAAAUAUCCGCCACAUCGAUGGUGUCUUGUUACACAGUGAAUCCACCACAGAUGCGUGGACGCAUGGUCUACGUGCAGUUCUCCAAUCAUCGCGAGCUCAAGACAGAUCAGAGUCACAAUCAGAACUCGUCGGUGGUGCAGAGCGACUACCGCAUCCAAUCGCCAGCCGGUGGAUCGCCGUUGCCCCUAUGUGCCGCUGCCAAUGCGACCAGCAACAAUGCCAACAACUCGGGCGAAAAUAACUGCAGUACUGUGGCCAUCUUGCAGAACAACACGAGUGCUGUGAAUGCUUCGGCGGGCAGCAACAAUACCAAUGCAGCCGGCGGACCCAAUACGGUGCUGCGCGUUAUUGUCGAAACUCUGAUGUACCCUGUGUCGUUGGACAUAUUGCAUCAGAUAUUCCAACGCUUUGGCAAGGUGCUGAAGAUUGUUACCUUUACCAAAAACAAUUCAUUCCAGGCUCUCAUCCAGUAUCCGGAUGCCCACUCCGCACAGCAGGCCAAGUCCAUAUUAGAUGGCCAGAACAUAUACAAUGGCUGCUGCACCUUGCGCAUUGAUAACAGCAAAUUGACGGCCUUGAAUGUCAAGUACAACAAUGAUAAGUCACGCGACUUCACGAAUCCGGCGCUGCCACCGGGCGAGCCGGGCGUCGAUCUCAUGCCCACCGCCGGCGGCCUAAUGAAUACCAAUGAUCUGCUUUUGAUUGCCGCCCGUCAGCGGCCCUCACUAACAGGUGAUAAAAUAGUCAACGGCCUAGGUGCACCUGGCGUGCUGCCGCCUUUCGCUUUGGGCCUCGGCACUCCACUCACCGGCGGCUACAGCAACGCCCUGCCCAAUUUGGCAGCCUUCUCGCUGGCCAACAGCGGCGCCCUACAAACCGCCGCUCCAGCUAUGCGGGGCUACUCGAAUGUGCUGCUCGUAUCGAAUUUAAAUGAGGAGAUGGUCACGCCUGAUGCUCUAUUUACCCUCUUUGGUGUAUACGGCGAUGUGCAACGUGUAAAGAUUUUGUACAACAAAAAGGACUCGGCACUCAUACAAAUGGCAGAGCCGCAGCAAGCUUAUUUGGCCAUGUCUCACCUUGAUAAAUUACGUUUAUGGGGCAAGCCAAUACGUGUCAUGGCCAGCAAACAUCAGGCCGUGCAGCUGCCCAAGGAGGGACAGCCGGACGCGGGCCUCACACGUGACUAUUCACAGAAUCCAUUGCACCGUUUCAAGAAGCCCGGCAGCAAGAACUAUCAGAACAUCUACCCGCCAUCGGCGACACUGCAUUUAAGUAACAUUCCCUCAUCCUGCACCGAGGAUGACAUCAAAGAAGCCUUCACCUCCAACACUUUUGAAGUGAAAGCAUUCAAAUUUUUCCCCAAGGACCGUAAGAUGGCUCUGCUGCAACUGUCGUCGGUUGAGGAGGCCGUGCUGGCACUAAUCAAAAUGCAUAAUCAUCAGCUGUCCGAGUCAAACCAUUUGCGCGUGAGCUUCUCCAAGUCGAACAUCUAGAAUCCGACCCGUGGUCAGGUUCACUGAACUUGACUAGGUGCCAACAGCAGCUUCGCACUACGGCAGCAGUUCUUUUGGCAGCAACAG
This is a messenger RNA of Drosophila hydei, 2803 nucleotides long. It is a transcript of the gene heph, whose product is annotated as polypyrimidine tract-binding protein 1. Gene Ontology annotation, cellular component: nucleus. Gene Ontology annotation, biological process: mRNA processing; regulation of RNA splicing. Gene Ontology annotation, molecular function: mRNA binding. NCBI's taxonomy places the organism in Eukaryota, Metazoa, Arthropoda, Insecta, Diptera, Drosophilidae. The coding region runs from base 863 to 2716 and encodes 617 amino acids. The record is from RefSeq and is a predicted model, not a curated record. The transcript is spliced from 15 exons.